This is a messenger RNA of Gaeumannomyces tritici R3-111a-1, 1177 nucleotides long. RefSeq lists its product as hypothetical. The transcript has 4 exons. The coding region runs from base 164 to 886 and encodes 240 amino acids. Gene Ontology annotation, biological process: mycotoxin biosynthetic process. NCBI's taxonomy places the organism in Eukaryota, Fungi, Ascomycota, Sordariomycetes, Magnaporthales, Magnaporthaceae. The record is from RefSeq and is a predicted model, not a curated record.
GUGCACUGUCUGGGGCGAUGAUGCCCGCUGGCUAUGUAGCAACCUCGAGCGGCUGGGAGGGAAGAUUUCUGCGGGUUCCCGACGCCCCCUCAUCUGCAUCGACUGAGCUUCCCCGGAGACUCGCGUUUUCUCUUUGAUACGGCAACACUGCGGCUGGGGAGCAAUGGACGCAGAGGUCGACAGAGAAGCCAGCAAGCCUCGGUAUGGCUUUGGUCGAGGUCGCGCGGCCCUGCUCGUUAAUGCUGUUCUGUUCUUUACUUCUGUUUUCCUGAACCUUUGGUACCUGAGUCGGCUGGAGUUGUGUCAGUCGCCUGGCCGUGUUCUCUCGGCCGCGGCACAAACACCGACGAGGUCAAGCCACUAUCCAUUGGAGCUACUGGCCAAGUUUGCCCCGAAAAGAUUCGAGGCAGACCUGGGGUCCAAAUCGGUUUACAAAGGCCAGCCACGGAAAGAACUGGAUGAUGCCUGGGACAAGCUGGUUGACCACCCAAUGAUAUUGGCGGACAAGGAGACGCUCCGGAGAUUCGACCCAACAUCAAAGCCCACCAAGGGCACCCGAGGUCACUAUUAUGCGACCGUCGAGAUGUUUCACCAGCUCCACUGCCUCGAUAUCACCCGAAAGUACAUAUGGCGGGACGACUAUAAGAAUGUCGACACCUUCCAGAACCCUCCCGAGAUUGUGCUUGAGCACGUUGACCACUGCAUAGAUCUUCUGCGCCAGUACAUUAUGUGCCACGGGGACCUUGGCCUGCUGUUUUACACCGACCGCGGCAGCAAGCAGCCCGAGGCUCGGGUGUCCACAAUCCACACUUGCCGCAACUUUUCGCAGAUAGCCGAGUGGGUGGCUGAGCACGACUCUGAGCUUGGGAUGUUUGUGGAGGUUUGACAUUGGGAUAGUUCAUACCUCGGCAUUCCCGUGUUUCUAUUUGCUUGGAGCAAUCAAGGACGAUGGACAAAAACACGACCUCGCCAAUCUUCCAGGAACAGCAAAAGGAGGAAUUUGGUCGCAGAAAGAGGACAAAACAGCUUUAUUUCAUCGUCAAGACUGGAUGGGUUGGAGGAAUCUGAGAUCUCUUGUUAAGAGAUGUCAGGAGAGAGACAAUGCUCAAAGCAUCAUUCAAGUUCCGCAUUCCUUUCGACCCCCGACUUUUCAGGGUGAGUACGUGUACGUUCCCCA